Messenger RNA from Pyricularia grisea, 2934 nucleotides. RefSeq lists its product as uncharacterized. NCBI's taxonomy places the organism in Eukaryota, Fungi, Ascomycota, Sordariomycetes, Magnaporthales, Pyriculariaceae. Bases 1 to 2934 code for a protein of 977 amino acids. Gene Ontology annotation, biological process: regulation of DNA-templated transcription. Gene Ontology annotation, molecular function: transcription cis-regulatory region binding; DNA-binding transcription factor activity, RNA polymerase II-specific; zinc ion binding. Gene Ontology annotation, cellular component: nucleus. The transcript has a single exon. The record is from RefSeq and is a predicted model, not a curated record.
AUGUCGCUCACCGCAGCAGCACUUUUACACAACAGUUGCGAUGACGUGAGCCUCAGAUCGAGGAGCCCAUCGCCGGCAUCUGUUGCCACGGCCACCACGAGCAGCGGUCGUGAGGGAGGAAGUAUGCCGCCGUCAUCGAAUAAUAUUCAGCAGCAACAACAACAACAACAACACCACCACCAAAUAUCGCACACCAUUCAAUCAUCCGGCUCCAAAAGCAAUGGCGAGACAGUGGGGUAUGGGACCUCGGCAGGCGUUGAUACGGACCAUGAGGCCGAGGCAAAGAAGCCGCGGGCUUGCGACAGGUGUAGAGGUCUCAAGGUUCGCUGCAUAAUGGAGGGCGACGGUGAUGAGGCUGGGGGAGGCAACUGUCAGCGAUGUACCAAGGCCGGUCGGAGGUGCGUAGUGACGCAGCCAACCAAGAAGCGACAGAAGAAGACGGACAGUCGCGUGGCAGAGCUGGAGAAGAGGAUCGACGCGCUCACGGCUUCGCUACAUGACAGCAGGCGCGGAAGUGGCGUCGGUGAAGGGGACGGUGGUGGGUUGGAGGAUGCUAGCUCGCCGGAUAGGGGAGACGACCACGAUGAGCCACCUCCGGCCGUGAUAGCCAGUGCCACAAGUACUGUAGCUGCAGCGGCAACAGAAACUUUAAGCCGGCAGCGCCGGCCAAUACUGACGGGCGGGAUACCCAACCUCAACACCGACAGCUCCUCUCACAUGAAUGCCUGCGGGAUUGUGUUUGAGCGUGCGGCUGGGCCAGGAGUUGGCUACUCUGGUGCAGGCGGCCAGAAGAGAAAGUUUGGAGACGAAGAUGGAUUGGGGUCACUACCGCCUCAGCCGCCACGGCAAACCAUGGGCCCGGGAUAUGAGGACGUGGUCACGAGAGCCAUCGUUACAGAGGAUAUGGCAGCACAGUUGUUUGCACGCUACACAGAUCACAUGUGUCCACAUCUUCCAGGCGUCAUAUUCCCCCCGGAUAUGACGUGGAAUCGGAUCAGGUUCGAGAAGCCCCUCCUCUUUCUGGCCGUCAUGGCAGCAAGCUCUUCGGAGACGCCGUCACUGCAGCGAGUACUGGUGCGGGAGAUGAUGCAGAUAUUCGCCGAGAAGAUAGUCAUCAUUGGUGAGAAGAGCAUCGAGCUCGUGCAGGCGCUUCACAUUGCUGUAUUUUGGUACUGGCCACCCGAGCACUUUGAGGAGCUCAAGUUUUACCAGCUGGUCCACAUGGCCGCCGUCUUGGCCAUCGACCUGGGUCUUGGGAGGAGAAGGCCGACUGUACGGGGGAGGCAUAUCCCUUGGUCACUGCGUGAAAGUAGCGGUGCGGGGCCACCGGCUCCAGGAAUAGGGGGCAGCGGCAGCGGCAGCGGCAGUAAUGAUGAUGCUCCUGCGACAAAAAGGAACAGCGCCAAGAGGCAUCCGCCUCCAGACCCUUGCAGUCUAGAAUCUCGCCGUACGUGGCUAACCUGCUACUAUCUGGCCUCCAACACCUCAAUGACAUUACAUAGGCCCAACCUGGUGCGCUGGACGCCCUUCAUGGCAGAGUGUCUCGAGGUGCUCCAGACAUCACCCGAUGCAGCACCAACAGAUCCUUACUUUUGCCAUCUUGUAUGGACCCACAAACUGUCCGAGGAGAUCGGGGUCGAGUUCGCCAUGGACGACCCAGGCGCCGUCGUCGAUAUUACAGACAGACGCACACAGCAUGCAAUCAAGAGCUUCGAGCGGCAACACCAGAAGUAUCAGGACGGUAUUCCGACGGACCUAAUGAGACCUUCUCUCAAGCUGGGAUUUCACGUCGUGAGCCUGUACAUGCACGAGAUUGCGCUCCGUAUCGAGGAAGACGCCGGCGGAGGAUGUGUAGGCGACGAUGCAACACUGACUCCGGCGCACGUCAGCUCGCUGUCGGCGUGUCUAGCCGCCGUCGACGGUAUUUUCGAUACCUUCUCGUCCAUGACACCAGAGGACGUGUGCUGCCUACCCGUCUUUAACUUUGUUCGUGUUGCGUACGCCACCGUGCUGCUGAUCAAAAUGUACUUUGCCGUCUCGGCUCCUGGUUCUGAACUCGGCAAGGUCAUUGACAAAGAGGAAAUACGUGUCGAAGCGCACCUUGCUCAGCUCCUAGACAAGUUUCGCUUGGCGGCGGCAGGGAACCGAUCAAGGCCGGCUGCCAAGUUUCAUAUAGUGAUUGCGAUGCUGAGGUCGUGGUUCCAGAAACAAGCUGGUGAGGGUGGUGCGAGUGAUGCGCAGGAAGCUCCCACGUCCACGCAAAGGUGGCAAGAACAGGGUGCAGGAGCCGAGUGCAGGAACCGCAAGUGCCCGCCGUCACAAGCAAGCUACAGCGCCGACAUUCCUUUUCAAACACCCUCUGAAAUUACCCAAGUUGAUGAGGUCGACACCAACACAGGUGUUGCGGCCGGCCAGUCAGGAGUCUCUAUGGCAGGACGAGAAGCAACAGCAGCCGGAGUCCCCUGGUACGUCUCACAAAACACCACCCCACAAUCAAUCAUCUACGAAGCCUCCGGCUCCGACGAUCCAGUUCCGCCUUUGACGCAUACAUCUCCGUCGGAACCAUCUCCCGUCCCCGUCCAUAUACGGCAACGACAAUAUCCACAAAUCCCACCCCAGUCCUUCCCACAGCACCAGUGGAUGGACAUGGAGUUUGAACCAGCCACCUUUGGCGACGGCGUGGUUCAGGCCAUGGACCCCAGCUAUAGUGGGGCCGGUAGCGGAAAUAGGGGCGGCGGAUUCGUCCUGCCCGGCAUGAUGGCAGCGACUGCCGCCUCACAGAACGGUGGUGGUGGUGGUAGUAGUGGGAUGAUGUUUUCAAUACCGCCGCUGUCCGGGACAGGGGCUACGGGGGAAUCGCCCUUUGCCGCGUCCGAGUCCUGGUACGGCGGCAUCUUGGACUCGGCGGGCAUGGGUAACAUGUAUUACUUGUAA